Molecule: messenger RNA, 1482 nt
Organism: Ornithodoros turicata
Lineage: Eukaryota; Metazoa; Arthropoda; Arachnida; Ixodida; Argasidae
Exons: 2
Coding region: 131-562 (143 amino acids)
Biological process (GO): hemocyte migration
Cellular component (GO): membrane
Molecular function (GO): growth factor activity
Source: RefSeq, a predicted model, not a curated record
UGGCUAUCAGCUUGGACAUUUCACUCUUGUUUGCCACUCGGAGAAGUACGUCGUCGAGCUGAGCUCUUCUAUCUCUCCGAAUGUCUCAAGAUAGCGGCUGCGCCGCGGGCAGUCGCCGGCUUAAAAAAGCAUGGCGAGGAUCCCCCACGGCAUACUAGUCUGGGCACUAGCCCUGGGGCUGCUGGCCGCCUGUUGGGCGAGGGGCCCACGCAGGCCCGCCAGCCAAGCCUUCCAGAGAGCCACGCAGCACGAGCAGCAUGUCUGGCGUGAAGGAUCGUGCCGACAGCCACAGCCACGAGUUCUCUGCAUCAAGGACCUCCAGCCCAACGAUACUAGGAAGUUCCUGCCGCACUGUGCGAUCCUGCAUCGAUGUGCUCCAGAUACCGGGUGCUGCUCCACAGAGGAUCACCACUGUCAGGCCAAAACAAUACAAGCGGUGCGACUCCACUUCGUCGCAAUCCUCAUGGGACCUGAAGGAGAUACACGUUAUGAGCCUCAAGACUUCAUCUUCGACAACCACACUGAAUGCGAGUGUAGGCUCAAGAACGAACCCAUCCGCUAAGUGGAUCAACCUCAGAACAUCCAGGACGUCAACGCUACACUCACAAUUAUGUAUCACAACGACACAACUACGAAGCUUGGGACCAGUGCAGCGUACGGACAAGGCUAGGACAAGUCACUGUGUACCUAGGAAAGUCUUGCACUUGUGAAACUUCUGUGAAACUCCGACUGUGUCUGCGUUGAAAAAUAGCGGGCGUUGCCCAGCGCAGCUGCCAAAAGACAUGCUCCCAUCGAGAGCCUACUUUAGAUGCGGGAGUCCCCGUUGGCGUUUUCAUCGAAGCCAGUGCGCAUGCCUUUCCGUGCAGUGCGAGUUUUACAAAAUUUAAUGCUACCGCCGCACUCUGCCGGAACGACGUCAUGGAGCCCUUAUUGCAUCCAGGAUCUAUCAAAAGAGUUAUGCAGAAAUUUUGUACUGUCAAAAUUUACAAUGUACCUCAAAGCAAUGUGUCAAUGUCUACAAGAAACAUGUCCGUCUCGUCAUAAAAAAAAGAAGAAGAAAUAUUUCAUUACGCUAUAAGUGCGUACGUCUAGGGGUAGACGCUUCACCGACCUUUUGUAGGGAGCAUUUCGUUUCCAUACUACAAACUGAACACUCCGAAAACGUGGAAGACUACUGGCUGCAGAUAUCACACGUCUGCAGACGAACAUCUUCCUCUAGCGACCAACCAGGACGUAGACGGACUUCGGUAACAUUGUAAAAUUCGGCGAUACUCUGUUUUCUUGUACCAUGGUGCCACGAUCAAAUGAUUGAUUCGUAUUUAUUUUAUUUAUUGUAGUUUUCUUAAUCCACACGAGUCUAGAUCUGAUAUACAAAGCACGAGUCGAAUGCCUGCAGCAAUGUAAGAUGGGCGAAUCGAGCGAUCUUCUGACCCAUCAUUUCGUGUACAGCUCUUUGUAAAUAAACAUAUGCAACAUAUGGUA